This is a messenger RNA of Chelonoidis abingdonii (Abingdon island giant tortoise), 2484 nucleotides long. RefSeq names its product cell adhesion molecule CEACAM1-like. Gene Ontology annotation, cellular component: external side of plasma membrane; B cell receptor complex. Gene Ontology annotation, biological process: B cell receptor signaling pathway; B cell differentiation. NCBI's taxonomy places the organism in Eukaryota, Metazoa, Chordata, Testudines, Testudinidae. The record is from RefSeq and is a predicted model, not a curated record.
UAAGGGCAGGAGAGAGAAGGCACUUAAGCAUUCGCUGACAUCCCGGGCUCAGGAAGUGAAUAUUCUGGUAGAGAGAGAGGGAGAGAGACAGGAAACCCCAGACUCAGGGAGUGGCUCAUAGAAGUCGCUGUUGUACAGUGGCUGCUGCAGAGUUGGUGUCAAGGAAAGACUACAUCCUACAAGCCAACAUGAGCCUCCAGCUGGCAAACAUCUUUCUGCCUUUGCUCUUCCUCCUUUGUCUGCGUAUGGGAGCUGCAGAAAAUACUGCUGCUGUCAUGGUGAAUCAGACACCCCCUUCUAUCCAUGCAAUGGAAGGGUCAGAGUUCACCAUCGAUUGUACAUUCAGCACAAGCAAUAAUUCAAUCAAGUGGUAUGUUACAUGGAAUAAAACCAGAAACAAUGUAACAGCAAAGGUGUCCAAUGAAACAGAUCGAAUCAUAUCAGCAGAUAAAGAAAAGAGGUCUCUUUCCCUCACUGUGAAGAAAACCGACGUGUCUGAUUCUGGAACCUACGUGUGUGGGGUUGGGAGCAAAGAUGUGAUAUAUCCUGGGACUGGAACCCAAGUGACCAUCGAAGAAAUUACCGACUUGAUGGUGAAUCAAACCCCAACCAGCAUCAGUGAUUUGGAAGGCUCAGAACUUACCAUGAAUUGUACAUUCAAGACAGUCAAUAACCAUCACACCAUGUAUGUGCGAUGGUAUAACUAUGGAACUAAGGGACUAAAGCAAGAGCUAGUGAAUGAGAGCGAUGUGAUCACAACCGUGCAUUUGGACAAUGGGUUUGCCUCUCUCACUUUGAAGAAUGUGAAUUCAUCUAAUACAGGAACCUACGUGUGUGAGGUGGGGAUCACAGCAAGGAACCUCUCUGGGAAAGGAACAGGAACCCAAGUGACCAUCAAAAUUCCCAAGCUGAUAGUGAAUCAGACCCCAGCCAGUAUUCAGGAGUCAGAAGGGUCAAGUCUCACCAUGGAGUGUAGAUUCACGGUAUUGAAAAACCACCGGACCUUGUAUGUGAAAUGGUAUAAACAUAACGGAACUGGGAGAACGAAAAAGGAGCUGAUGAGCGAAAGAGGUGGGGGCUCAGCAGCCCUGGAUUUGGAAAAGGGUUUUGCUUCAUUCACUCUGAAGAACGUGAAUGUAACCGAUACAGGAACCUACAUGUGUGAGGUGGGGAGCACAGCUAGGAACUGGUCUGCGUCAGGAGCCGGAACCCAAGUGACCAUCACUCCUGUUGACCUGCUGGUGACUCAGAGCCCUGCCUUUGUCAAUGAAGAGGAAGGGAAACUGCUGACCAUAGCAUGUAGAUUCAGGGCCCUGGAGAAACCCAACGCUAAGUACUCUGUUAAAUGGUAUAAAAACGGGACUGAUGGACACGAGAAGGAGCUGAAAAACAAAGCAGGCUCAGUCACAACAACUCUAGAUUUCUCAGCGGGCCUGGCUUCUCUGAGCUUGACUAAAGCCAGCAUGAAUGAUUCUGGGUUCUACAGAUGUGACUUGGGUAAAAAUGGCCGUGGGAAUGGAACGAGAGUGACGAUCCAUGCUGUUGACCUGCUGGUGAAUCAGACGCCUGUCGUAAUGAACGGAUCGGAAGGAGACAAGCUCACUAUAGAGUGUAGAUUCAAGGUGGUGAAAGACCCAAGCACCACAUCCAGUGUUACAUGGUAUAAGACAGGGGCUGAUGGACACAAGAAAGAGCUGAAGAACAGAACAGGCAUUGUCACAACAGCUCUAGAUUCCUCAAAAGGCCUGGCCUCUCUCACCUUGAUCAAAAUCAAUAGAAAUGACUCCGGGCUCUACAGAUGUGACUUUGGUAAAAAUGGUGGUGGAAAUGGAACCAGAGUGACCAUCCAUGCACAUGCCCAAAAGCUGAUGAGCUCUUACAUUGUUUCUGGGGCUGUGGCUGGGACACUUCUUUUCUUGCUGGUGCUCGGUAUCCUUUUGUGGAGAUGCAGACAGUGCUCCAAAGAACCACUUCAAAGCAGGUCAGAGGCAGAGAUGAAUCAGAUGGAGAUGUCUUCUCCUCCACCAGCUGAUGAGGUGACUUACGUUGACUUGAACUUCCACAAAAGGGAUGCAAAAGCGGAGGAAGAGGUUGUUUACACGGAAGUGAAGAUACGGCCAAAACAGAGAGAUGACAAUGACAUCUAUGCAAAAGUCAAACCUCGUCAGCGUUAGGGGAAGAGCUAGUGGGAAUUAACAGAGGGGUGACCAGCAUUUCACAUGUCCAUUAAAUGCAAGUCUCCAUGAAACAACAAAUUAGCUCUUAGUAAAAGAUGUCCUUGGAGAUCAAAGUCCACUAGUUAUGAACAGAACAGGUAGCAGUGCAAGAUUUCCUCAUUUCCUGCUCCACCAACAUGUCUCAACUCUGAUCUGGAGAGAUGAAUUCUGUGGGUAAACGGAGAGUUCUGCUAACCCAUCUACGCUUGAUCUAUGUGCUGCAAUUGUAGCCAGGAAAUGGGUUGUGCUGUGGACAGUGGUUCAGUGG